AUGUUUCGAUCUUUUUUAUUAAUCAUGACACUCGUGGAGUUGAUCAACUCUAAAUUGGUAAGAAUUCCAUUAUAUAACACAAACUGUAUUCGAAAAUUGAUUGUUGAUAGUGGAUCAUAUGAUUUGCCUGAUAUUACAAAGGCACCACUAUUUAAUUUAUAUGAUAGACAAUACUAUGGUAUUAUCUCGGUUGGAAUCCCUCAGCAGAGGUUUAAUAUACUUUUCGACACUGGAGCCUCUAAUUUUUUUGUACCAUCCAUCACCUGCGACGAUGAUAACAUUGCUUGCUCGUCACAUAACAAAUAUAAUAGUAGUAAAUCCCACACGCACAUAGAAGUUGGUACUUAUAUCGGACUCAAUUAUGCGGUUGGUGCGCUUACUGGAUACUUAUCUACUGAUGUAGUGAAUAUUGCUGGCAUUCGUGUCCGAAAUCAAACAUUUACAGAAGCGGUAACACCAGAUUCGGCUUUUACCUUUUUGGCAUACGACGGAAUCUUAGGAAUGGGUUAUCCUGAGUUUUCUACAAAAGGAGUGCCUCCCGUUUUCACCAGCAUGAUUGAACAAGGACUAGUGUCUGCGCCUGUUUUUAGUUUUUAUCUGAAUCGAAAUUACGGUAGUCAACUGAUAUUGGGUGGUUCCGACCCCACUUAUUAUAACACUGAGUUCACUUAUGUUAAUGUAACCAACAAAGGAUACUGGCAAUUUGCCAUGGAUAAGAUAAAAAUGGAACAUAUGAUUUUAUGUUUUUAUGGCUGUGAAGCUAUCGCUCACACUGGUUUUCCGGGACUGUCUGGACCAGCAUCAGAUAUCGAAUUUAUUAACAACGAAUUAGAUUCAUUAAAACGAGUUGGAAUUCCUCAUUAUGGCGGAGAAAUACUUGUGGAUUGCAAUCAGAUUUCUGAGUUGCCCAAUGUUACUUUCUUUCUGAGUGGUAAACCAUUCGUAAUCACUGCACAAGAUUACAUCUAUACUAGAAUGGUAAAUAUAGUUAAAUAAAGUACAAUGACAUGCACAAGCACUUUCGUAAAGUCUAGUAGGGAUAUUUGGAUUUUGGGUACUCCAUUUCUUAAUCAAUUUUAUACUGAGUUUGACAUGGGGAACGAUCGAGUGGGAUUUGCGAAGUCAAAAUAA
Molecule: messenger RNA, 1131 nt
Organism: Trachymyrmex septentrionalis
Lineage: Eukaryota; Metazoa; Arthropoda; Insecta; Hymenoptera; Formicidae
Product: lysosomal aspartic protease-like
Exons: 8
Biological process (GO): proteolysis
Molecular function (GO): aspartic-type endopeptidase activity
Source: RefSeq, a predicted model, not a curated record